Messenger RNA from Oncorhynchus mykiss (rainbow trout), 1589 nucleotides. The record is from RefSeq and is a predicted model, not a curated record. Lineage: Eukaryota; Metazoa; Chordata; Actinopteri; Salmoniformes; Salmonidae.
GAAAGGCAAUAACGAUGAACACUCUGCAUCUGCAGAGACGCAUCACCGUAAAUACUUGUACGGACAAUGCAGAAACCAGUUUGACCAUAAAUCAGCUUUGCUAAAACGCCCAAUCAGGAAAAAGCUAAACCCGGAAGUAAUUUAUCCAGCUGUUGGUGUGUGUGAGAGAGAAACAUAGAGAGAGAAACAGAGAGAGAGAGAGAGGAGAUGGUGGUUGUUUGUGGCUUUCUUUGGGAUGAAAAUAAUACACCGUAUGAAAAUGUAACCGACGACAUAAAUCCACGUCUGGUCUCGAACAAGGAACAUUGUGGUAUUUGGGCCUGGGUGAGGUCUUGUAGCCAACCAUGUUCCCCUGCUCCACCACAACACAGCAGACCAGAGGAGAGGAGUAGACAGACAGGAUAAUUCAAUGUCAUUGUGAAGAGGACACUGUGAGUGCAGGAUGCAGUCUUCAGGCCACCGGCAGCGCGACACAGAGCAGCACCAACCCCUGCUGUCAGCUGACAAUGACCCUGAGGCUGGGGCAGGUCCUCUGUGUCCUCCGGCUGACCAGGACGGCCUGUGGUUUAUCCAGGACGGCUGUGGUAUAGUCUGUGGUGUGGUGACCUGGUUGUUGGUCCUCUACGCUGACUUUGUGGUCAAUCUGGUGAUGCUGCUGCCAAACAAGAGCUUGUGGUACUCCGUGAUCAACGGAGCACUGUUUAACUUCCUGGUCGUCAUGGCGCUGGCCUCGCAUCUACGGGCCAUGCUGUCAGACCCGGGGGCGGUUCCUAAGGGCAACGCCACCAAAGAGUACACGGACAGUCUGCAGCUGAAACCUGGAGAGGUCAUCUAUAAAUGUCCCAAGUGUUGCAGCAUCAAGCCACAGAGGGCCCAUCACUGCAGUAUCUGUAAGCGCUGUAUCCGGAAGAUGGACCACCACUGUCCCUGGGUCAACAACUGUGUCGGGGAGAAGAACCAGCGCUUCUUUGUGCUCUUCACUAUGUACAUAGCUCUGAUCUCGGUCUACGCCCUCUGCCUCAGUUUCCUACAGUUCUACAGCUGUGUCAAGGACCAGUGGAAUGAAUGCACCGACUUCUCUCCGCCAGUGGCGAUGAUGCUGAUGAUCUUCCUCUGUCUGGAGGCCUUCCUCUUCCUCACCUUCACCGUGGUGAUGUUCGGAACGCAGAUACACUCCAUCUGCAACGACGAGACGGAGAUCGAGCGUCUGAAGAAUGAGAAGCCGACGUGGGAGCGGCGUGUGCGCUGGGAGGGGAUGAAGGCCGUGUUCGGAGGCCCACCCUCCUUCCUCUGGUUCAACCCAUUCACCGGCCUGCGUCUGCGGCGCCUACUGAUGACACGUACACGCCGUAGUGGUGUGGAGUUCUCUGUCUGAGGGCUGAGCAGCCAAACACAGCUCUUCCCCGUCUGAUAGCCUCGGACCUCUCUGGACCGUCUGAUAGCCUCGUACCUCUCUGGACCAUCUGAUACCCCCGGACCUCUCUGGACCGUCUGGUACCCCCGGACCUCUCUGGACCAUCUGAUACCCCCGGACCUCUCUGGACCAUCUGAUACCCCCGGACCUCUCUGGACCGUCUGGUUCCCCCGGA